Gryllus bimaculatus (two-spotted cricket) is the source of this 5987-nucleotide messenger RNA. NCBI's taxonomy places the organism in Eukaryota, Metazoa, Arthropoda, Insecta, Orthoptera, Gryllidae. The record is from the annotation of a GenBank genome assembly.
UCUUUUCAGGUGCCAGUUGUGUGGUGCCCAUCAAUGAUAUUAGAGGAGUAGAAAGUAUGGGUUAUGCUAAAGGUGAAAAGAUUCUCCGUUGCAAGCUUGCGGCUGUCUAUAGAUUGAUGGAUUUAUAUGGUUGGUCACAAGGAGUGUAUAAUCAUAUAACUGCCCGUCUGAACCAAGAUCAGGAGCAUUUCCUUGUGAAUCCUUUUGGAAUGCUCUACCAUGAAAUCACUGCAUCGAGUCUUGUAAAGAUCGAUAUGCAAGGAAACAUCGUGGAAGCUGGCACUACUAACUUUGGAGUAAAUGUAACUGGCUUUCUUCUGCAUGCAGCUAUCCAUGCUGCACGACCUGACAUAAAGUGUAUUAUCCAUGUUCAUACUCCAUCAGUCCUUGCUGUAUCCUCUUUGAAGUGUGGACUCCUGCCACUUUGCCAAGAAGCUGUUGUAGUAGGAGAAAUAAGUCAGCAUCCUUACUUGGGAGGCCUUGCAGAACCUGAAGAACGAGAGAAAAUUGCACGAAAUCUUGGUCCUCUGAAUAAGGUUAUGUUCCUGACCAACCAUGGAGUUGUCUGCUGUGGAGAGACGGUGGAGGAAGCUUUCUUCAACGUGUAUAACACUGUUCUUGCUUGUGAGACACAGAUCAAGCUAAUGCCAAUGGGUGUAGACAACUUGGUCCUGGUAUCAGAUGAAGCUCGCAAACAGAUCUAUGAAGCUGCUCGUCGCCCACCUGACAGUGCAACAAAGCAACCUGACCCUGCAGAUCUUCCUCCAUCUGGAAUAAAGAAGGAGAAGCAGUGGCGUGUUGGUGGUGUUGAAUUUGAAGCAUUAAUGCGAAUGUUGGAUAAUGCUGGUUUUAGGACUGGUUACAUUUAUAGACAUCCUCUUGUCAAAGGAGAACCACCUCGCCCAAGAAAUGAUGUGGAAGUUCCUCCAGCUGUGUCAUCAUUGGGUUACUUGUUAGAGGAAGAGGAAAUGUACAAACAAGGACACUGGAAGAAAUAUGCUGAUGGUAGGAAGACUCAUGAUCGCACAAGAUGGUUGAAUUCACCAAAUGUUUAUCAGAAAGUGGAGAUUCUGGAAACUGGGACUCCUGAUCCCAAGAAAAUCACUAAGUGGGUGGAUGCGAAUGCCGAGGAGUGGGUGGCGGAAGGCUCUCCUACGCACAGUAGUACUCCUGUGAGGAUUGAAAGUGCUCUGCAGUUUGUGCCGAAGAACACUGAUCCAAGAGAAUUUAAGAAAUUGCAACAACAGAUUAAAGAUAAUAGACGAUCAGAUAAGAUCACAUCAGGCCCUCAGUCACACAUACUUGAAGGUGUAAGCUGGGAGGAAGCCAAGAAAUUACAGGAUGCUAACAUCUCAGCUACAGGAGAUCAGGUUAUCCUCGUAGGUGCUGCUUCGAAGGGUAUUAUUCAGCGAGGGUUCCAGCAUAAUGCUCUUGUUUACAAGACUCCUUAUGCCAAGAAUCCUUUUGAUACUAUAACUGAUGAAGAGUUGGAAGAAUAUAAGAAAGUUGUUGAGCGUAAACAACGGGUUGACGAGGAGCAAUCUGAAUCAGAGCCUCUGUCCUCCUCUCUGCAUAACAGCAGGCCUACAAAUGAAGAGAGUGCAAGUGCAGCCAAGUCACCCCUGCUGUCUCCAACAUCUGCUGCUAGUGAAACCGAGGAAGAAAGCAGAGAUGAACCACGAGUGCUGCGGAUAGAAACUAAGCAAGUUCCUCGUCCAAGCCAAGCAGAGGUUGUGCUGAGUGAUGCUGAAGGAGAGUUACCAGACCCUGGGGUGGAGCGCACAAUGUCUCUGCGUUAUCCUUCAAAAGCCCCUGACUCCCCUGCAGACUCGGACCAAUUCAAGCGCACGUGGUCUCUGCCGCCAGAUCAGUUGAAGAAGAAAGAUAACAAUGAAAAAUAUGUUGAAGAUAAGUGUGAUCAGCUGCAGCAAGACCUGAAAAUAAAUGCAUGUAACCAUCACCUUCCUUGCUGUUCCUAUAAUAACUUAACACUCCCGCACAAAUGUGCGAGAACACGAUGAAUGGCGAUGAUCUUGACGCACCUCACAGCACAUUUUCACAGAGCAGCAAAGAAGGAUCUCCAACAAAGGAUGUAUCGACUGAAGAAUCACCCAAGAAGGACAAGAAGAAGAAGAAAGGCUUGAGGACACCAUCUUUCCUCAAGAAAAAGAAGGAGAAGAAGAAGCUGGCAGAAGCAUAGGCUUCUGGAAGCCAGACACUGCCAGAAAAUGUUCACCACACCAGCCACCUCCAACUGUCUGAAGAAAAAAUACUGCCACUGAACACAUAGCAUUUAGUUGCGACGAUCAACAUCCGUUCCAUUUGGUAUAAUGUGUGAUAGUCGCGUGUGGUUGCCACCUGCCAAGUGGUCUGUAGUCUGAUAUGUUCUGGAGAAAAGUGAUUGCUAAGCCUGGACUCCCCCGACUGGAUUUCCUUGCAGUUUAGCUGCUAGCAAUGCAUGCGGGUCCGAGUCUUACAUUGUUUUAUUUCUGAAUGAAUAUUCUAGCAUUGUACAGUUAUCAAGAAGAAAUCUAUAUGUAUAUGGAGGUGUCUUAACAGGCAGCGUGAUGAUUUGGACAUGACAGUUUAAAGCUACAUGUAAAGAUGCCUAUGAUGCUUUUUAUUGUUUUUUGACAGCAAACAUGGAGGCAGUAGCAUUUCAUGAGUUUGUUUGUGCUUCUCUGGUUCUGAUUGUAGCACCAGAGGCUUCAUUUUCAAUGAGGCCUUGAGGAGAACCUAAGAGACCGAGAACAAGUGGGUGAUCUCUGGAAUCCAAUGGUGCACAAAAACUGUUGCAGUAUAUUGUAAAAAAUCUUUCAAUUUUAGCUUAAGACCUGUAGUAAAAAGUGCAUUGCAGGCUGUUGUAUUGGUGCAGGUUCAUUAGCAGAGAUAAGUGUUGAAUGGUGCAAUAGCACUCGCUGCUUUGGAACCUUUCAUAAUACAUGCUUGCAGUGCUGCAGGGCUUCUUUUUGUUGCUGUGUACACGAUUGAUGUUUGCAAUAUCUUUUAUGGAAUGACAUUUUUAGGUAGUAGUGUUAAGUACCACAAUGAAUAUUUACAAGCAGUUGAGAAGAUGUGGAGCUUUGCUUUUCCAGAGUACUGAGUGCAUCAACAUUUUUGUGACUAGAGUGAGAGUGUAUGUGAUAUGAACAUGGCAACAUGAAGAUCCAAACCAAGGAUGAUGUGAUGAACUAAGGCAAUUGGCACUUCGGAACCAAUCUUACAUUUGUGCUUUGGUGGACGAUUCUUUUGUAGUUAAGUUUUGUCAGUGAUUGCAAUGUUAUGAACUGUUGUUUUUGUUGAAGAAUUAAUUGGAAUUUUACUAUCUUGUACAGAUUACAUGACUCAUUCAUGUUUCUAAGUUUCCUAUUUUAUAUAAUUAAUCACAAGGUUCAUAUAAUAUUUUUUGAACAUAUUUUGUUUUUGACACAAGUGGUGCAAGGUAUUGACAGUCAGCUUGUAUAUUUUUUUUAUCAAAGGAGUUCGACAGUCACAUCUACACGCACUACAAUAUCUCCCUCUGUGUCUUCUGUUUUAGCGUUAUGUGUCUGUAUUGGUGCUUGUGUUUGUUCAUUUGCUUGCUUCUGGAGCCAUUUGUUUGUACAAAACUAGUGGGGGGCGGGAACACUACUAAGAGCGUCAUGCUCUAGCCAGGAAUCACUAGCUUGCUCGCACACAUCUUCAUUACAAGCUCUUCAUCCAUAAAGAAAUCGUGGUAUGGCAGCUUUGAAAUCUUUAACACUUUUAAAUCCAGUCUUAUCCAUUCUUAUAAACAAAUAGUUACAUCUCAAGUUGUCUGUGUUCUUGUCUCCAGCUAGCAGCAGGGUGCAGUGGGCAAGCUUCUGGAAGUGCACUAAGCUAUGACUUGUAAAGGGAGAUUCUUAUUUUUGAAAUAUGAAAUCAAGCUGAAACAUUUUUGUAUUCUUUUAAUUAUUGCGAACUGUUAAACAGUCUUUUGCUGCAUGCUGUUAGUUUAAAAUUUGGAGUAAAUAUUCCAAAAUAAUGCUUAUAAAAGUAUAUAUAUUCUCUUCUCUGUAAGGAUUGAUAUAUUGUAAUUUCAACUGUACUAAUUAAUUGUAUUUUGGGAUGAAUACUUUCCUGUCUGAUCUAACAGCAUGCAGUUCUGUACACCCUGCAAAAGCCUGCAAACAGAAAGUCUUGUUCACAUUUAAAUAAUUGUAAAAAUGAAUACAAUAUUAACAAGAUGAAAUGCUACAGAAAAAUAAAACAACCUAAGGUUGCAAUAUCAUUUCUUUCUCCAGCAUUUUAUCCUUCCUAUCUGAGAAGUGGCAUAUAAAUUAUCCUAUAAUCAUGUUAGGAAAAAGUGGGAGGUUUAAAACUGGAACUUUUGGCAAGAGAUAAGAUUCUCAAAGAAGGGUGUGGGUUGUUUUUUAUUUAUUUACUUUUUGAAUCAUUGAACUAUUGGCUGAUGCUGAGCUCUGAGUUAAGAUUAUGAAGUUUUCAUUAGUAAUUUUAUUAAUUACCAUUUCUGCAGUGAACAGUAAUCAAUGUAAAAGUACAUAAAUGAACUAAAAAAUUGUAAUAAUGUAAGGUCAGGACUUGCUUAAUUAAAAACUAGCUGCAGCUUGCCACACUUUAGGAACAUCAUUCCAAUAUAAACUCCAAUAAAUCAAAUUAAAGAUUAUACCAUUAAGUUUUCAAAGCACAAGAUAAAUAGAAACAAAUACUUUGCCUAAACUAGUAUUUACUUAGAUUUUGUCUUCAUGGAAUGAAAAACUGAUUGAAUUUUUGUGGAAUUUGAGGAAUGUUUUCUACAAUCAAAAUGAUGAAUUGCAUGGUGUUUUCAAAACUGACAUUUGACAAAUCAUUGUUAGCAUACCAACUUUCUAUGCAAGUAAUUGUUACAGCUGAAAAAUAUGCUCAUUAUGUACACAUUGAUUAGUGGUAAGACACUAACUAGUGGUCUAACUAGGGAAGUAACAGAUCCUCCAUGUCAAAACACCCCUUGAAAUUUUUAUGACACACGCACUGCACUAUCAGAAUCCCCAUAUCCAAAAUAUUUGCUGCCAGUUUACACUGCAAGGCCUGCAGAUUAAAGCAUUAAAAAAACACACAAAAUAACUAGGAAAAUGAGUGGAGCAUUCUGAGGAAUCAACCCUCAAUGUACGUGAAGGAAGUGUUUGUGAAUCAAGUGAUAGUGACAGUGAUAAAGACUGAGACAAGCAUACUUCUACCUCGAGUGAUGAUACGGGCAAGUGUUUAUUAGAAUCGUACAGCGAAUCCCUGGAAACUAGUGAUUCUAAAUGUUAGUCGCUCUGCAAAUCCUUCGAUUCACUUUAUCCAAGUUCUGUGAAAAAAAACAAGUUCUGUGAACCAAAAGGAUUUUUCGGACCUGUAGUCUUCAAAAGAAUGUUUCAAGCCGAAAACCCAAUUAUUACUGCUACAAAAUCAAGAAUUAUGGGAAUAUGCAAAUAAAUUGUCUCACAAGAGCAUAAACGUCAAAGUUUCCGAUAUGGAUUCAAUUGCAAUCCUUAAUUCGUUUUAUAUUUUUAUCUCCGUUUCCGGAAUACGAUAAAGCAUUCUUGAUUUGCUUCAAAGUACACAACAGCGGCCUCCUGAAUUUGUAAUGCCCGUCAAAUAUUGCCUUAAAACUACGACAAACUAAUGUGAAGAAGAAUGUGACAAUGAAGUUUGUAUUCGUUGUGCGUGGUGUCAAAAACAAUCAUGUUUCAAUCAUCCAGUGAAAACCGGUCGUGUCUGCUUUUUAUUCAUGCCGUAUUAACUUGCGACGAGACAGCUCCUGGCUUUCGCAUGCCCGCCCGUUGGCUCUGUGGCCCGCGUGAUCGGCCGUCUGCCGGUCCCGCUCGAUGCUAGUAGGGAUGUCCAGCGGCGCCGCCAGAUUUCAUUGCUAGCUAAGAUUUGAGCUUCAAUUGUAGACCUUUGCAUUGGAAACUGGCAGCUAAUAUUUUGGAUAUAGGAUUCUGAUAGUGCAUUGCGUGUCAUAAACAUUCAGAGGGGUGUUUCGA